Messenger RNA from Vitis riparia (riverbank grape), 1428 nucleotides. Its product is annotated as OVARIAN TUMOR DOMAIN-containing deubiquitinating enzyme 5. Bases 163 to 1140 code for a protein of 325 amino acids. Gene Ontology annotation, biological process: protein deubiquitination. The transcript is spliced from 3 exons. NCBI's taxonomy places the organism in Eukaryota, Viridiplantae, Streptophyta, Magnoliopsida, Vitales, Vitaceae. Gene Ontology annotation, molecular function: cysteine-type deubiquitinase activity. The record is from RefSeq and is a predicted model, not a curated record.
CCCAUUAUCACCUGUCUAACGCUGAACUCAAGCUGUACAUCGCUUUAGGGUUUGGUUGCAGUAUCAGAAGCCCCCGAUGUAUAUUUACGCCAAAUGAUUCCAUCACAGUUUCUUCUCCAAACGCUGCGUUUCUGUUGAUCUUUGAGUUCAAGGAUUGCUGAAAUGGAAGACACCCAAGAAAAAGAUGGCAAGCCACCUGAAGAAUUUCCAGAAGACACACAUGAAAUGAAAAGGGAAACACUUGAUGAAAUGCUUUCCAGGCACAGGAAAGAGAUAUCCCAGCUGCAGAACAAGGAAGUUGCAAUGAAAAAGGCAGCUGCCAAAGGAAGCAAGGCUGAACAGAAAGCUAAGAAGAAGCAGGUGGAGGAUGAGAUCUCCCAACUUUCCUCUGAUCUCAAAGAAAAACAGGCAGCAGAGCUGGCUUCAAUAGGCUAUAGUAGUGGCAGUGGAAAGGAGAAAUCCAAUCUUGACAAUUUGGUGAAAGCUAUAGCAGGAGUUUCUGUUACCAGCCAAGCUGAGCAUUCAAGACCCAGCAAGAGUGCCAAGAGGCGUGAGAAAAGAGCUCAACAAGAAGCAGCAAGAGAGCAAAGGAUCCAGGAAGAGCAGAGCAAUAUUGUUAGUGAUCGAAUGAUUGAAAAUGAAAUAUUGGAAAUGAAGCUUGAACCCCUUGGAUUGACUGUGAAUGACAUAAAGCCAGAUGGGCACUGCCUCUAUCGAGCAGUUGAGGAUCAGCUGGCCCUUCUCUCAGGAGGUUCUUCUCCUUACACGUAUCAAGAGCUUCGGGAAAUGGUGGCUGCUUAUAUGAGAAAACAUGCAUCUGAUUUCCUCCCAUUUUUCCUGUCAGAGACUGAAGGAGACUCUGAUAUUUCACUUGCAGAGAGGUUUGAGAAUUACUGCAAAGAAAUUGAAUCAACAGCAGCGUGGGGAGGACAACUAGAACUGGGUGCCCUAACUCACUGUCUGAAAAAACACAUUAUGAUAUUUUCAGGAUCAUUCCCUGAUGUGGAGAUGGGGAAGGAAUAUAAAUCUGACGUUGGGAGGACUGAUACAUCCAACCAGAGCAUUAUGCUGUCAUACCACAAGCAUGCCUUCGGACUCGGCGAGCAUUACAAUUCUGUGAUCCCUGGCUUGGUGAGAUAGGUACCAUUAUUCAUAUGUGAAAAGAUACAUUAGGUGUGCAAAUUAUUUUUAUUUUGUGUAUUAUCUCUGUGAGAGCAUAACCCAUAUUCGAGCCUUCGAAUUAAAAACAUAGAACUACAGUUUUGUUAUCUCAUCAAACUGGUUAAACAUUUUUAUCUCCAAUUAUUAGCCAGCAUGAUCGCUGCAUCCAGAUUCUACCCAUUUUAUUUAAACCUGUUUCAGGUCUUCCCUUUAGUAUGUAAAAGUGCUGAAUUAUAAUGAAAAGGAGCUAGGAUUGGCUUUUUACUA